CUUUAGAAUAGGAAGAGCAACUGCAUAUGAGCAUGGCUGCCGAAUGAGCAUGGCUGCCGGCUUGCCUGGGCUUGAUCGACUCGACAUGCAUGGCCCGCAUGGCUGUGAAGCGUAUCUCCUCACGACUGAGGAGAUCGCAGUGAAGGCAUUCUUAGUUCUUGCUGGAAUUGGCGCUUUCCUCUUCAUUAUGUUUGCCACUUGCCGUGUGCAUCGGCCGGAGCACUUCUUUCCCAGUAUCGUCAACGCGUCCCUCAUCUUUGGUUGGCUCUUGGGGCCUUUGGCCAUUCUGUGGACCAAUGCUGUCCGCUUUGGAGUCAUGUUGGUUCCAUCAACAGCCACAGGCAGCGAGCUGCACCAUACAUACAAUGAGGUGCCUCGCUUCUUGUUGGAGUGAUGAACCCUGAGCAGCCUGAGCAGCGUGGGGACAGCUCGACAGUAGAAAAAGACUGUUCAGCAGUCUGCAUAGGAAGGCAUGAGUCAAAACCAAUGACCCUUGGACCCACCCUCAUGCCUGAAGCCGAGUCUCCAGCUUUGGAGAGACUAGUUCGACAACCCGGGGUGCUUCAUGCCCCCGGUGGUCACAACAGCUGCAGGUGGUGAUGCCCCCAGGUCUGGCCGGAAGGAAG
Molecule: messenger RNA, 626 nt
Organism: Durusdinium trenchii
Lineage: Eukaryota; Dinophyceae; Suessiales; Symbiodiniaceae
Source: the annotation of a GenBank genome assembly